Entamoeba nuttalli P19 is the source of this 507-nucleotide messenger RNA. Its product is annotated as eukaryotic ribosomal protein L18 protein. The record is from RefSeq and is a predicted model, not a curated record. Gene Ontology annotation, cellular component: ribosome; cytosolic large ribosomal subunit. Lineage: Eukaryota; Evosea; Mastigamoebida; Endamoebidae. The coding region runs from base 1 to 507 and encodes 168 amino acids. Gene Ontology annotation, biological process: translation. Gene Ontology annotation, molecular function: structural constituent of ribosome; RNA binding. The transcript has a single exon.
AUGGCUAUUGAUCUUGAUAGACAUCACGUUCGUAAACACGUUUCAAAAACCGCUCGUGGAAAUAAUGCUUAUAUGAAACUUCUUGUAAGAUUAUAUGGAUUCCUUGCUAGAAGAACCCAAUCAAAAUUUGCUAAGACUAUUUUACACAGACUUUGCUUAAGUCGUGUUAACAGACCAAUUGUCUCAACCAGUAAAUUGGCUUGCCUUAUGAAAAAACAUCCAGAAGAAACUGCAGUUUGUGUCAAUACUGUUACUUAUGAUAGUAGAUACCCAGUUCCAAAAAUGAACGUUUGUGCUCUUAAAUUCACUAAAACUGCUGAAGCUGCUAUUACUAAAGCUGGUGGAAAAUGUUUAAGAUUUGAUGAACUUGCACUUAAAGCACCAACUGGAAGAAAGACUGUCCUCAUUAGAGGAAAGAGAAAUGUCAGAGAAGCACUCAAACAUUUCGGUAAAGUUUGUGCUAAGAAGAACCCAGCAAAACAAUAUAAGGGAAAACAAACUAAAUGA